AUGACGUCAACCAUUUGGCAAUUUCAAACCGCAAUUUCUUGGGUUUCGCGAACUAUGUCGUUCGUUCGAAGAAUGUUUGGUUCGAAACCUGCAAUAAAGAAAGCGUCCUCGGCUACGGCCAACCUUUCAGGCGAUCCGAAACCAGACGUGGUUGUAGACGAUUCACAGUUUGAUAUUGUCGACGCUGAUUUGAUUGACGUGUUCCGACUCGAGAAGAAAAUUGGCCUGAAAAAGGAGGAUUUGAACACUAAAUUCAAGAAAUAUGUAAAGCAAGAAAAGAAGAUGGUCAAGCUACAAAAACACGUCAUUCAAAUGGACAAAGAAUUGAACGAACUUCGUCGAAUGUUACGUCAGAUAGACCUGAAGAAAAAUGCUUUGGAAGCGGAAGUAGAAUGCAAAAGAGACGAAAUCAAAGAACUUUCAAUUGAAGAAAAAUAUGAACUAGAAACAGACAUCAAGAGAAAAGAACUACAACUGUUUAAGAAAUAUCAAAACAUUAAAACCAAGGCAGACGCCAAAUCUUUACUCGCUACACUCAAAUCAAGGCAGACAACUCUACAAAAUCUGGAGGUGUUGACUUUCCGGAAGUACCUCCGCAACGAAUAUGAAACCCACAAAAACUCGACACUUAAAAGCCCGAGGGGUCCAAAGACUCCACCCAAGAAAACCAAACGUGCCAGUUUGCACACAAGAUUCCAUCAACCUGGAAAUUUCCAAAAUCGUUUCGAAUAUCCAGUGGCUGAUAGUUACACAGGAUAUCAACUGUUCGGUGCAGCUGGAAGUCUGAGUGGUGUUAAUACGCAUGCGCCUAUUGAGUUACAUCCAGAAAUACCCAGCUUUAGUGACCUUGACCUAGACGUAGAUGAUCAUGUGACGGAUGAAUAUGAGGAAGUAGACGGUUGGGAUGGUUUAACGCCGUUGUUCAGUGACGUGUAG
Lottia gigantea (owl limpet) is the source of this 936-nucleotide messenger RNA. RefSeq lists its product as hypothetical. The coding region runs from base 1 to 936 and encodes 311 amino acids. The transcript is spliced from 3 exons. Lineage: Eukaryota; Metazoa; Mollusca; Gastropoda; Lottiidae. The record is from RefSeq and is a predicted model, not a curated record.